This is a messenger RNA of Miscanthus lutarioriparius, 456 nucleotides long. Lineage: Eukaryota; Viridiplantae; Streptophyta; Magnoliopsida; Poales; Poaceae. The record is from the annotation of a GenBank genome assembly.
AUGCACAGCCUUCUUCCGCUCCUUCUCCUCGGCUGGUGGUGUCUCCGCCUCACCGCAACAACUAACGCCGACAACCUCAAGUUCUACAUCACCACCGAGUGCUCGAACAACAUGAACUACACGCGCGGCAGCGCGUUCCAGGCCAACCUCGACGCGAUCCUCUCCUCCCUCCCAGACGCCGCAGCCGCGUCCUCUGGGUUCGCCGAGAACACCACCGGCGCCGCCGCGCCGGACAAGGCGUACGGCCUUGCGCAGUGCCGUGGCGACGUUGGCGCGUCGGACUGCCGCUCCUGCCUCAACGACACGGCGCAUGAGAUGGCCAGCGCGUGCCCGGGCCAGAAGAACGCCAUGCUCAUCUACGAAGGCUGCAUGCUGCGCUACUCCAACGCCAGCUUCUUCGGCGACCCCUACACGUCCAACCCGAUCUUCCAGCUGGCGAACAACGAGAACGCGUGA